Molecule: messenger RNA, 1600 nt
Organism: Prosopis cineraria
Lineage: Eukaryota; Viridiplantae; Streptophyta; Magnoliopsida; Fabales; Fabaceae
Product: origin of replication complex subunit 2
Exons: 6
Coding region: 338-1417 (359 amino acids)
Biological process (GO): DNA replication
Cellular component (GO): nucleus; nuclear origin of replication recognition complex
Molecular function (GO): DNA replication origin binding
Source: RefSeq, a predicted model, not a curated record
AAAAAAAAAGAAAAGAUAUAAACCAUGAAACAAAGCUCCGGCCUCCGCCCUUGGGGCAUGAAGCCUGCUCAUUCGCAUUCCUUCCCGCCCAUUUUUCUUCCCUCCUCUUUCGCGUGAUUCCACUUUCUGCCCCCUUCUUUGGCACCCAGCUACCUACCACCGCUGUCGGCUACCGUCGUAACCUGUCGUAGACCUCCAUUGUUUAAAGAUUUUUUUUUUUUUAACUCUCUUUUGGCCAUAAUUUGUUAACCCAAUAUAGCUUAGUGAAUAUAUUUCACUUGAGGUAGGGAUCAAAAAGACGAAAAGCCUGUCUUGAAAUUUAUCUGGGUUUAGAGGUAUGGACGUCGACAGUGAGGAGGAAGAUGGAGAAUUCGGAUUCUCAAGAAACUAUUUUCUGGCCAAGGAAUUGGGCUCCUCGAGCAAGAAAUCAACUCACAAGAUUUCCGACAUAGACGUUGUUGAUGAACAGGAAUUGAGGGCCGCAGCAGCCAAUAUUGAGCCCAAGCAUAAGAAGGAGAUUGCCACAUUAAUUGAUAGCUAUAAAAAUAUGCAUUCUGAAUGGGUUUUUGCCUUAAGGUGUGAUUUUUCUCUACUAAUGUAUGGCUUUGGGUCUAAGAAGGCUAUGCUUGAAGAUUUUGCUUCGACAGCAUUGGCUGAACAUUCUGUAGUUGUCAUCAAUGGUUAUCUUCCAGCCAUUAACUUAAAGCAGGUUGUGAUAGCAUUAGCUGAAGUAUUGUCAGAUCAAGUAAAAACUAAACAGAAAGUUUUCAGAAGUGAACAGCCAUUCAGUUCUCAAUCCAUCGAGGACCUUCUUGCAUUUUUGGAUGGGGCAGAAACAGAGGAAGAAGAUUGUUUUGUUUGUGUUGUCAUUCACAAUAUUGAUGGGCCCGGAUUAAGAGACUCUGAAACCCAACAAUAUGUUGCUCGACUAGCUGCUUGUUCCCAUAUUCGUAUAGUUGCCUCUAUUGACCAUUUAAAUGCUCCUCUUCUUUGGGACAAGAAUAUGGUUCACAGACAAUUUAAUUGGUGCUGGUAUCACGUCCCUACUUUUGUCCCAUACAAGGUUGAAGGCAUGCAUUAUCCAUUGAUUCUCGCUCAGAGUGGCGCCAAUCAAAGUGUCAAAACAGCUGCAAUAGUAUUACAAAGUUUGACACCCAAUGCCCAGAGUGUAUUUAAAGUUCUUGCGGAACAUCAACUCUCUCAUCCUGAUGAGGAAGGCAUGCCAAUCAAUGAUCUCUACUCAGUCUGUCGAGAACGAUUCCUUGUAAGCAGUCAGGUUACACUGAAUUCCCACUUGACGGAGUUUAAAGACCAUGAAUUGGUUAAGAUUAGGAGGCAUUCCGAUGGUCAAGAUUGCUUGUACAUUCCUCUAGCUGCUGAAGCACUCCAGAAGGUGUUGCUGGAGAUCAAUCAGUAGUGUAGACAUUGACUAGAAUGAUAAAAAAUGGUAUUAGAUCAACGUGUUCUCACAACUAAGUAUAGAUCAAGAACUCGUCCAGGACAAACAAUACUGUUUUCUGAUUCGCCAGCAAAUCUCUCGUAAAAGAAGUUGCUUGUUCAGUUUUAAUUUACAUUUUCCUACUGUUACCAUCGGAUCUAA